AUGCCUCCUGCAACGGUUCGCCGUGGGGCAGCGAGUGCGUGUGACGGCGCCGCACACAACCACGGCAACUUAGAAGAGAAGGGGGCACACACACACAAAUACGAAAAGGAGGAGAGGGGACUUAAUAUGCCACGUUCCCGUGCUCCAUUGUGGCGAAGAAGCGAGGCGUCAUCUUAUCUUGUGCGCUCGCCAAGUACGGCGAGUGGCGUAGAAAACAUGGAUAACAUUUUUAGUGGUGGCUAUAGCAAGAGACGGAAGAGGUCUAAAGAUGCACCGGCUCUUGACGUGCUUAGCUUGGUGCCGAGCGAUGACAGCAGUGUCGUCACCGCCACUCCAGUUACGAGCGCAGGGGUCUUUGUGACGCCUAGCCCCAUUCUUGCCACGCUGUCAACAAGCGAAUGGCUCAUGCUCUCGAGGAAUCACUGUGAAUCGUCUCACCCCUCGUCCAUGGAGAAGCCAUUGUCUGGGGUUAUAAUUACCGCCGAGGUGGGAGGAUGGUUGCGUGUGCGGGACCAACGGAAUGGUACUAUUCGCUAUCAGCGCCGUCUACGCUAUGUGAGUAAUCCCUCAUGUCUAUGCUGGAGCUUAUCUUUCUGCUGCAUAUUCUUCGUUGGUCAGCAAUGUGGUUUAUUGACGAUGCUGCAACUGAAAAAUGAAAGCAUCAUUGAGGUUGCGGAUUGCGUGCUUCACGAAGCCCCGAUUGUGGCGAUGGUUCGUGUGUUUGUAAAUGUGCAUGGUGGCGCAAAAGGGUCAGUCGCUGUGAAAAGGCC
Molecule: messenger RNA, 770 nt
Organism: Trypanosoma cruzi
Lineage: Eukaryota; Euglenozoa; Kinetoplastea; Trypanosomatida; Trypanosomatidae
Exons: 1
Source: RefSeq, a predicted model, not a curated record